CACCAUUUAAGAAAAACACCUGGACAUUCCCUCUCACUCCAAAUAUAUUGGGAAAUACGUAUAUUCGUUCCUCUUCUCAUAAAGCGUCAUUUUAUCCCCUCAUCUCUUCCCCGUACUCGACUGCCUCUCUUUCCCUCCUGUAAUACGUCGCCGGAAUCCGCCACUCUCCGGCGUCCACGCCACUCCCUUUAACCACUAGAAAAACCUAAAACCACCAAAGAUCACAAUUACAUUUCAUCUCUGUUUUCUUGAGAAAUUUAAAUGGCCUCAAUCACCUCUAUAUCUCCCACACUCCCCGUGACAACGGUACCAAAACUCUCCAUCUACACAAAAUUACCAAACUCUGUUUCUUUACGUUGUUCGUUCACUUGUUGUUUAGUUUCGAAGCGCGCAGGACCAAGGGCCUGCAACAACGGCGGAUUGCUUACAUUCGCUUGCUCGACGUCUCCGUUUAUAGGAAGAGUCGGGUUACAGAGAAGAGAAGGCAACGUUUCUCUUUUGUAUUUUGGGAUUAAUCCUGAUGCUGAGGUAUCAAAGACUGAUGCUUCUCAGGUUCUUUCAGCAAUGCUUCCUUUUGUGGUUGCUGCAACUGCUAUUGCUGCUCUUGCUCAGCCAUCUACUUUCACUUGGGUAUCUAAGGAGCUAUACGCCCCAGCCCUUGGUGGGAUCAUGUUGUCAAUUGGAAUUAAACUUUCUAUUGAUGAUUUUGCUCUUGCAUUUAAGAGACCUUUACCACUAUCUGUUGGGUUUCUCGCGCAGUAUGUGCUAAAACCAGCCCUUGGGGUAUCAGUUGCAAAGGCAUUUGGGAUGUCUCGGAUGUUCUACACAGGUUUUCUCCUCAUGUCUUGUGUUGCAGGGGCUCAACUAUCAAGCUAUGCCAGUUUCUUGAGCAAAGGGGAUGUAGCCAUGAGCAUUCUCCUUACUAGCUCUACAACAAUUGCAUCAGUGCUUAUCACGCCUCUUUUAACUGGCCUCCUCAUUGGCUCUGUUGUUCCAGUUGAUGCUGUUGCCAUGUCAAAGUCGAUAUUGCAGGUUGUUCUUGUUCCAGUUACCCUUGGCCUCGUGCUAAAUACCUAUGCAAAGCCAGUGGUAAAUGUUAUUCAGCCUGUGAUGCCAUUUGUUGCUAUGAUAUGUACCUCAAUUUGUAUUGGCAGCCCUCUAGCUAUAAAUAGAAGUCAGAUUCUGUCCACAGAGGGUCUCAGAUUGGUUCUUCCAGUUUUGGCAUUUCAUACAGCUGCAUUCGCUUUUGGAUAUUGGAUUUCCAGAAUUCCAGCUUUGAGGCUAGAUGAAGAAGUUAGCAGGACAAUUUCAUUGUGCACAGGAAUGCAAAGCUCCACACUGGCAGGUCUUCUUGCAACCCAGUUCCUUGGGACCACUCAGGCUGUCCCACCAGCAUGCUCGGUAGUUGCCAUGGCGAUCAUGGGUCUUUCUCUUGCAUCUUUCUGGGGCAAUGGGUCCCGAAUAAGAGACCUACCUUCUCAGCUCUUCCCACAUUUUGGUUCUACUGUGAAGGCUUAGCAUAACAUCACUAGAACAUUUUGAGCACAAGAUGAAGCUAAUUUAGUAAACAGAAAUUGUCUGGGUACUAGAAGAAUCCGUCAGCGGUGAUUGUUGUAGAUAACUAUACAGUAUAUAGAAGCAGUGGCAAAAUAUAGAUGGCAGGAACCAAGGCUGUGCCUGGUGUUUGUAUAGUUAGAAGAGCUGUUUUCAACGGUUACAGCUUAAAGUUGCUACUGCAUAUAUUAAGAGGCACAUAAAUUGCAAGGUGCAGUGAAAGAGUAUCUGUGCCUGGCUGCUUGCCUAAUGCCAAUAUGAAGUUUUGCUCCUUUCUAUCCUAAUGCCAAUAUGAAGUUUUGCUCCUUUCUAUCCCCUUGUGAACGUAUUCUUCAGUGCAUUAUAUCUGCAUUUUUGUAUUUUUUUUUGUUUAUAAGUGGACAUUCUAAGGGGGUAGAUCUCAUGGGAUUAUAUAAAGGAAAUCUGUUCUGGAUCAGUGUAUUCUUGAUAUCAUGCUGCCGGAUUGCUCAGCCUGGACAAUCCAAUUUUCUGGGUUUUCAUUAUAGAAUUUGGCCAUAAUGAUCGUUUGUGCGUCCAACGGAGCUUCUUCCAAAAUUAGAGCUGGAGGCCCCAUGCUAUCGGUUGGAUUCCCAUCGCUUGUCUACUGUUGAUGAAGACAUUAUCUUAGAGGUUCAUCAUUCCCGGCUGCUGCCUCCUUCCAUAUCAACUCAAUUAAGUAAAUUUUAAAAUUUUGAUCCUAUUAACUUUUUGAUCCAACUCAUUAUGGUAGAUUUGCUAGAUCGUUCCUCUC
Molecule: messenger RNA, 2305 nt
Organism: Hevea brasiliensis (rubber tree)
Lineage: Eukaryota; Viridiplantae; Streptophyta; Magnoliopsida; Malpighiales; Euphorbiaceae
Product: probable sodium/metabolite cotransporter BASS3, chloroplastic
Exons: 5
Coding region: 262-1518 (418 amino acids)
Cellular component (GO): membrane
Source: RefSeq, a predicted model, not a curated record